CUGAGGGACAAAAUGUGGCUCCGGGAGGAGCUGCUGAAGUCCAUCUGGCACGCCUUCACAGCCCUGGACGUGGAUCAUCGUGGGAAAGUCUCCAAAUCUCAGUUAAAGGUGUUGUCCUACAACCUGUGCACCGUGAUGAGGAUCCCUCACGACCCCGGGACCUUUGAGGAGCAUUUCAAAAAUGAUAACGAGGGGCCUCUAUCCAACGAGGGCUACAUGCCUUACCUGAACAGGUACAUCCUGGACAAGGUGCGUGAGGAUUUCGACGUGAUGGAGUUCUCCAGGAUGUGCUGGACGCUGUGCUACAAGAAAAACGUUCACUCUCAGCGUCUCAUCAUCUCGGACAACGACGCCUUCAAAGUCUGGUGCCUUUUCAACUUUCUGUCCGAAGACAAAUACCCGCUCGUCAUCGUCAUUGAAGAGGUGGAGUAUUUGCUGCGAAGGCUGUCGGAGGCCACGGGGAUCUGCUGGAGCGAGGAGAAGUUUUCAGAUUACAAGCUGCACCAGAACACGAGGAGCUGCCUGACCGUCUGGGGGCUGAUCGAGCUGGUGGGAGUGACCUACUUCAGCAAGGGCGUGGACCACCAGACUCUGUCCAUGGGCAUCAGCGAGGUGUUCUCAGAGCUCAUUCUGGAUCUCCUCAAGCAGGGUUACAUGAUGAAAAAAGGCCACAGGAGGAAGAACUGGACUGAGCGCUGGUUUGUUCUCCGACCCACCUCGCUGUCCUACUACAUCUGUGAAGACCUGGUGGAGAAGAAGGGAGACAUUGUUCUGGACCAGAGCUGCUGCGUGGAGUCUUUGGUGGAUAAAGAUGGAAAAAAAUGUCUUUUUAUUAUCAAAUGUGCCGACAAAAGCUUUGAGAUCAGCGCAUCGGACAAAAAGAAGAAGCAGGAAUGGAUUCAAGCUGUACAGAUGUGCAUCCAGCUGCUGAGGUUGGGGCUGUCGUCUCCUCACCGCGAGGCGCGGCUGAGGCGCAGGGAGCUCCGGCAGAAGCAGCAGGUGGAGGAGGAAGACCUGGCGGAGGCGAUGAGGAGGCUUCAGGCGGCCAAUGAGAGAAAGCAGAGCGAGCUGGAGGACAUGAGGCUGAAAAUGGAAGAAGUUGCAGCCAAAGCAACACUGGAGGAGUUCAGGAGGAAGAAGACUCAGUCGGACCUGCAGGAUCGCUACAGGUUGGACUUGGAGAGAGAAAAACUGGUGCGGCAGCAGAUGGAGGAGCAGAUGGCUCAGAAGACCAGUGAGCUGGAUCAGUACCUGCAGAGGGUCCGAGAGCUCGAGGAGAUGUACCACCGGCUGGAGGAGGCCUUGGAGGACGAGAAGCAGACCAAGCAGGACGAGGAGGCCAUGAGAAAACUGCAGGCCAGGCUGCUGGAGGAGGAGGCAGAGAAGAGGGCACAGCUGGAGCAUCUGUACCUGCAGCAGCAGAGGACGCUGUCUGAGGCCGAGGCGGAGAAGGAGGAGCUGAGGGCCGAGCGUCUGGACAAGGAGAGAGACCUGCAGGCGGCAGCGCAGCAGCUGGAGAGACUGGAGAGGGAGCGGCAGGGCGCAGUGGAGCAGUAUCAGGAGGUGUCGCGGAAGCUGCAGCGAGCGGCGAAUAAAACCAAGACGUGGAAAGAUAAAGUGGCCAAACAUGAGGGUCUGGUGCGCCUCAUCCAGCCAGGUCAUAAAGUCCAGCAGAGGAUCACUAACUGGGGCCCGGCGUCGUUCACUGACGCCGAGCUGGAGCUGAGGAAGAAAUCGUGGCAGGAGAGUAAAAAUCAGGGAGCUCAGGCUCAGUGA
Nematolebias whitei (Rio pearlfish) is the source of this 1776-nucleotide messenger RNA. Its product is annotated as switch-associated protein 70-like. Bases 13 to 1776 code for a protein of 587 amino acids. The record is from RefSeq and is a predicted model, not a curated record. NCBI's taxonomy places the organism in Eukaryota, Metazoa, Chordata, Actinopteri, Cyprinodontiformes, Rivulidae. Gene Ontology annotation, cellular component: nucleus; cytoplasm. The transcript is spliced from 12 exons.